Messenger RNA from Salvia hispanica, 1469 nucleotides. Its product is annotated as GroES-like zinc-binding dehydrogenase family protein. Gene Ontology annotation, cellular component: cytosol. Lineage: Eukaryota; Viridiplantae; Streptophyta; Magnoliopsida; Lamiales; Lamiaceae. The record is from RefSeq and is a predicted model, not a curated record. Gene Ontology annotation, biological process: formaldehyde catabolic process. Gene Ontology annotation, molecular function: S-(hydroxymethyl)glutathione dehydrogenase [NAD(P)+] activity; alcohol dehydrogenase (NAD+) activity; zinc ion binding.
CUUUCACCCGGAAGAGGAAGAGCAAGAGCUCGAGGUCGAGCUAAGAAGUGUAAAUAAAUAUGGCCUCACCUACUACCUCUUCCCCACCAAACUAUCGACUCACCUACCUGGCUAGUAAAAGUAAGAGUGAAGAAAGCAGCAUUCGCAUUUGAUGUCGAUUAGAUGCAAAGCGGCGGUGGCGUGGGCGGCGGGAGAGGCGCUGGUGAUAGAGGAGGUGGAGCUGAGCCCGCCUCAACCACUGGAGAUCCGCAUUAAAGUCGUCUGCACUUCCCUUUGCCGCAGCGACCUCACCGCUUGGCUCUCUCAGGCUCAACCUCAAAUAUUUCCUCGGAUAUUUGGGCACGAAGCAUCAGGGAUUGUCGAGAGUGUGGGUGAAGGAGUUACUGAAUUCGAAUUGGGGGACCAUGUACUCACCUUAUUCACGGGAGAAUGUAUGAGAUGCAGACCAUGUGCCUUAGGCAAAACCAAUAUCUGCCACACGCUUGGCUUGGAACGUCAAGGCUUAAUGCAUAGUGACAAGAAAACCCGCUUCUCGUUGAAGGGAAAGCCUGUAUAUCAUUACUGUGCUGUUUCGAGCUUUAGUGAGUAUACAGUUGUGCACUCUGGAUGUGCUGUGAAGAUUAGCCCAGUUGCACCAUUGGAUAAAAUAUGCCUUCUAAGCUGUGGAGUGGCUGCAGGUUUAGGCGCAGCUUGGAAGGUUGCAAAUAUCUCUGAAGGAUCCACUGUCGUUGUUUUUGGCCUUGGAACUGUUGGUCUUUCUGUUGCACAAGGUGCAAAACUGAGAGGAGCAUCUAGAAUAAUUGGUAUUGACACAAAUCCGGAGAAGAGUGAAAGAGCCAAGGCUUUUGGAGUAACCGACUUUCUGAACCCAAAUGACCAUGAUCAACCUAUCCAACAGGUUAUCAGCGGCAUUACAGAUGGUGGUGCAGACUAUGCAUUUGAGUGUGUGGGAGACACUGGCAUGAUUACUGCUGCUUUACAGUCAUGCUGUGCUGGGUGGGGUUUGACUGUGACCCUUGGUGUGCCCAAAGAGAAACCAGAUAUAUCAGCUCACUAUGGACUCUUUCUCUCUGGAAGAACGCUAACGGGAUCACUUUUUGGUGGAUGGAAACCAAAAUCUGAUCUUCCUUCACUUGUUGACAUGUACCUGAAGAAGGAAAUUGAGAUCGAUAGCUAUAUAACGCACAACCUGAUGUUUGAAGAUAUAAACGAGGCGUUUCAGUUGAUGAGAGAAGGGAAAUGCUUGCGUUGUGUCAUUCACAUGCCAAAGUAGAGUUUUUUUCUGAUGAAACCAAUCAAAUUACUAGUUGAAGCCAUUUUGAGUUCAUUGCAUGAUUAUGUUGGAACAGCAAUACAUGUUAAAUUUUGUACUACAGUACUUGUUUUACUUAGCUGUCUGGUUUCUAAAUUAUGAAUAUAUUACAUGGAAAUGAUCUAGCCUGUUAAUUGAUUGUGGAAUUAUAUGGGUA